AUGAUUAUUGAUAUUCAUUUAGAAGUCUUGGACGAAUGUCAAAAAGGGGAAACACAAUUUCUUAAGGAGGAUUUUUUUGAAAUUUUGGUGCAAGAAUUUAUGGGAAGCAAAUUCAUAAAAGGAGAAAAGAAUUCCAGUUUUAGGGUCCCUGAGGAAGGUGUCCCUAAGGAACAGGUUCCAAGUUUAGAUUCCUGGUUUAGGGAGGAAGACUCUGUUCCUACAGAAGAUGUUCCUAAGGAACAGAAGUUCCAAGUUCAGAUUCCGGGUUUAAGGAGGAAGACCUUCUUCCUACGGAAUGUAUUCUUGAGGAACAGGUUCCAAGUUCAGAUUCCGGGGUUUAGGGAGGAAGACCGUCUUCCUAAGGAAUGUAUUCCGGAGGAACAGGUUCGAUGUUCCGAUUCCGGGUUUAGGGUGUAG
Messenger RNA from Plasmodium coatneyi, 417 nucleotides. RefSeq names its product SICA antigen. Lineage: Eukaryota; Apicomplexa; Aconoidasida; Haemosporida; Plasmodiidae. The transcript has 2 exons. The coding region runs from base 1 to 417 and encodes 138 amino acids. The record is from RefSeq and is a predicted model, not a curated record.